AUGUCUCUCUGUUCUUCCGUGACGACAGGAACUAGAAAACUGAGGCUGAUGGGGAAGGAGGAAGUUGUUAAAGAUAAUGCUACAUUAGCUUCCAAUUUAAGACCUACAAACCAAUGUAGGACUCUUUUACCGAUGCGGUUGCUUCAGAUAUUCUUGAUGUUCGUUGUUUUGGCUCUUGGAAUCUCAGUCGUUAGUAUGCACAUGAUCAAGUACUUGAAGAUUCAGACUUUGGCUCCAACCACAUUGAUCUCUAAGUGUGACGAGAGAAGUACAUUGGAGAGUUUUAUCAAGUCUCCAUCGAGUGUUUGGCACUCCAUGAAUGACAGCGAGCUUCUUUGGCGUGCAUCAAUGGAGCCAAGGAGAUUACAAUAUCCCUUUAAAAGGGUUCCUAAAAUAUCAUUCAUGUUUCUCACCAAAGGCCCUUUGCCAUUAGCUCCACUAUGGGAAAAGUUUUUCAAAGGGCAUGAGGAGUUUUACUCAAUCUACGUUCACACGUUGCCAAAUUAUACAUCUGAUUUCCCAAGCUCAUCUGUGUUUUACAGAAGACAGAUCCCAAGUCAGCCUGUGGCUUGGGGAGAGAUGAGUAUGUGUGAAGCUGAAAGGAGGCUUUUGGCUAACGCGUUGCUUGAUUUCUCUAAUGAAUAUUUUGUUCUGCUCUCUGAAGCUUGCAUUCCUCUCCGAGGUUUCGACUUCAUCUACAACUACGUUUCAAGAUCAAGAUAUAGUUUCAUGGGUUCUGUUGACGAGGACGGUCCUUACGGGAGAGGCAGAUACAGCUACGCGAUGGGACCGGAAGUCCAGCUAAGCCAGUGGAGAAAAGGGUCUCAGUGGUUUGAAAUCAACCGGAAUCUCGCUCUUGACAUUGUUGAAGAUACCGUUUACUAUCGCAAGUUCAAAGAGUUUUGUAGACCUCCUUGUUACGUGGAUGAACAUUACUUCCCAACGAUGCUCUCCAUUUUUUAUCCUCAUUCGCUGGCGAAACGGACCUUGACUUGGACAGAUUGGUCAAGAGGUGGUGCUCAUCCUGCUACUUUUGGCAAGUCUGAUAUAACAGAGAGUUUCCUCAAGAAGCUUCCUCAAGCUAAAUCUUGCUUAUACAAUGAUCAGCCAUCUCAAGUUUGUUAUCUCUUUGCAAGAAAGUUUGCUCCAAGCGCAUUGGAGCCUUUACUUAAACUUGCACCAAAGGUUCUUGGAUUCUAAUGGAUUCUAAUGGAUUCUAAUGGUUUUUGUUCUGUGCUGUUCUUGCAAGGACACAACUGAUCAUUAUUGCCUCCUUCCACAUUUAACUUCAAUGGCUAAUGAAAAUAUAACUUUACAGAUGUUUGAAUAAAAGAGUAUUGAUAUAUUUUCAGUCCCUUGUUUGCUGUUUGUCAAAU
Molecule: messenger RNA, 1376 nt
Organism: Thlaspi arvense
Lineage: Eukaryota; Viridiplantae; Streptophyta; Magnoliopsida; Brassicales; Brassicaceae
Source: the annotation of a GenBank genome assembly